Onthophagus taurus is the source of this 1286-nucleotide messenger RNA. RefSeq names its product V-type proton ATPase subunit d-like. Gene Ontology annotation, molecular function: proton-transporting ATPase activity, rotational mechanism. Gene Ontology annotation, biological process: proton transmembrane transport. The record is from RefSeq and is a predicted model, not a curated record. Gene Ontology annotation, cellular component: proton-transporting V-type ATPase, V0 domain. Lineage: Eukaryota; Metazoa; Arthropoda; Insecta; Coleoptera; Scarabaeidae.
UGUUAUUAUAUUUUUGUAUCAGGUUUUUGUUAUCAGGUCAAUAAAUGAAUUAUUAUUAUUAUUAUCCAUAAUAUAACGACCAGUAAUAAGUUAAUAACUCAUGAUCAAUAAAUUCAUUGACAACGAAUAAAGUUGGUUGGACAAUUGACAAAAAUUAAUCAAAAUAGUAUUAACGAAUGUCAAAAUAUAAAUUAAUUAAUUACAAUAAAAAAUGGGUAACUGUUUGUUUAACGCAGAUCAUGGUUAUUUAGAUGGUUUAUGUCGCGGUUUAAAAAAUGGAAUUUUAAAACGUGCCGAUUACAACAACUUAAUCCAAUGUGAAACCAUCGACGAUUUAAAAAUUCACCUUCAAGGUACGGAUUACGGAAAUUUUCUGGCUAAUGAGCCAUCACCCAUAGCCGUAUCGACGUUGGAUCAAAAACUACGUGAAAGACUCGCGAUUGAAUUUCACCACUUAAGAAGUCAUUCAGUUCAACCUUUAUCACAUUUUUUAGACUUUAUAACCUACGGUUAUAUGAUAGAUAACAUUGUUUUAUUGAUAACGGGAACUUUACAUCAAAGACACAUCUCUGAGUUAAUCCCGAAAUGUCAUCCUUUGGGUGGUUUUGAGCAAAUGGAAGCUAUUCAUGUCGCAACAACUCCCGCUGAAUUAUACAACGCGGUUCUUGUUGAUACACCGUUAGGACCGUUUUUUGUUGAUUGCAUAACAGAACAUGAUAUGGAUGAAAUGAACGUUGAAAUAAUUCGGAAUACUUUAUACAAAGCGUAUUUAGAAGCAUUUUAUAAACUUUGUAAGGAUAUUGGUGGAAUAACCGCUGAUUGCAUGUGCGAAAUUUUAGCUUUCGAAGCUGAUAGAAGAUCGAUUAUCAUAACUAUAAACUCGUUUGGAACUGAGCUAAGUAAAGAUGAUCGUGCCAAGUUAUAUCCGAGAUGUGGAAAAAUGAAUCCCGAUGGUUUAAACGAAUUAAUUAAAGCUGAAGAUUACGAACAAGUUAAAGCAAUCGCCCAAUUUUACAAUGAAUACGAUCAUAUUUUUGAGGGAACAGGAAAUAAUUUGGGCGAUAAAACACUUGAAGAUAACUUUUUCGAACACGAAGUUCGAUUACAUUUAUGCUGUUUUAUGAGACAAUUUCAUUUUGGCGUUUUUUACUCCUACGUUAAACUUAAAGAGCAAGAAUGUCGUAAUAUCGUUUGGAUUGCUGAAUGUAUAGCUCAAAAACACAGAUCAACUAUUGAACAUUAUAUUCCUAUACUUUAAUUAAUACGAUUUCUCCCUCCUCGUAUAA